AUGCAAAUAGGCAGUUGUAUUUUUACCCUUAUUCCAAUCUCUGAGUUCUUUAAUGACAUCACUGUGUUGGAAUUUAAUGACGUUUGCAUAGAAGAACUGGAGAAAUGGAAAAAUACUCAUGACGACACUUUUGAUUGGUCUCACACAUUCAAGUUUAUUGCAGAACUGGAAGGCAAAGGUGAGGAGUGGAAGACAAGACAAGAAACACUUAAAACGUCAAUUAAACGAAUUCUGAAAUGUGAUUUAACCAAAGAAAACCUAACUGACCCAGUAACUCUUCCAAAAGUGGACUGUAUAUUUCUUGGUUGGUUGCUGGAAUCUAUCUGCAAAGACCGAGAUGAUUUUUUCAGGAGUCUGAAGAAGAUCUCCAUGUGGCUAAAACCAGGUGGUCAUCUGAUAUUAUUAGUUGUGUUAAAUGCUUCAUUUGUCACAAUAGGGGAACACCGCUUCCACCUUCUGAAUCUGGAUGAAGAGUUUAUAAGAAAAGCUCUCAGGGACACAGGAUACGUGAUUGAAACCAUAGAGAUGGUGGAAAGGAAAUCAAAGCAUGAGGCUAUAUCUUAUGACCACCAGGCACUUUUAACUGCCGUAAUGCAAUGA
Messenger RNA from Bombina bombina (fire-bellied toad), 600 nucleotides. Its product is annotated as nicotinamide N-methyltransferase-like. Gene Ontology annotation, molecular function: N-methyltransferase activity. Lineage: Eukaryota; Metazoa; Chordata; Amphibia; Anura; Bombinatoridae. Bases 1 to 600 code for a protein of 199 amino acids. Gene Ontology annotation, cellular component: cytosol. The transcript has 2 exons. The record is from RefSeq and is a predicted model, not a curated record.